GUCUCUUUUAUUUUUACCCUGGUUUACCAAGCAGCACCGGCACCCCGCAUCCGUCGAGCUCACACUGUAGCCAUAGGGCGGUAGGUUCACAGAGCUGACAGACAAAGUGUGUGUGGUUCAUAACCACAGAGAGUAUGAAAUGCUGUUCUCUAUUCUGCACACUUACACAUUAAACGCCUGCUGAGGGUGAUGGUUAACAAUGGGAGGAGCACACAUCACAAAAGACAAACCUGAGCUCUCACCACAGGAUGCUGCUCUGGUGGGUGCUGUAGCUCAGUGUGUGUGUGUGUGUGUGCUAUGACCUGUGUUAGCUGGAGAGGACUAUUAAUUUUCUUUAAGGCAGUGCCAACUGAGCCUCUUUAGACGUGCACACAUAUAAAGACUGUUAAAGUCGGUAAACGCUGCUUCCCAUUUGAGCUGUGGGAAAAUAGGUGAGGCAGUGUGUGUGGAUUUUGUGUCACCUCGUACAAACACAGCUCUGAUUUGUAGUCGUCCUGUCUUGUCAGCUGUACUCUGAUCCUAUAAAAGUUUAUGUAGUCUGAACUUCCUGAAAACAGCAAAGUCACAAUCGCUUUUUAACCAAUAAAACUGUUGGACUAAGGAUGACACUCAUGCUUUGACCUGAGUCGCCUCUCUUCAUUCGUGUGCUGGGUGCUAUCAGCGUUACUCUUUAGCUAACUGUCUUUACAGUUAAAACUAUUAAAGUCGGCUACACCAAGCUACACUCUGAGCAUGGCUGCCAUUCCAGCCGAGAAGAGGCAGGGGGGGUUGUCAAAGCCUGUGCAUUGAUUGGUCUGUAUACUAGCCGGGCUCUUCAGUGUGUCUGUGUGGUCCCAGUAAGAGGGAUCCUCCAAGAUCAACGAGUAAAUCCAGGAGUUCAUUUCAUUCGUAACUCUUCUCCCUCUACUUGCAUGUUAUCUAAAAUAGUAGACUCAUUAAAACAGAGUUAGAUCUUAACUCGUCAAAAGAAGAGAAGAGAUAUGUAAUGUGACCAAAAAUAGCACCAAACUGAAGAGAGCAUUUUUGUUUGUUUGUUUUUUUUAAGAGAAGUAAAAAAGAGGAAGGAGAAUAACGAGCCGUGUCACAGUGAAUAAAAUGUGCAUAACUCCACAAAUAUGGCUUACUUUGAUCACGUUUGCGUGAUCAAAGCUUGUUCUGGUCUCAAACUAAAUGUGCUGUGUCACUGUCCUUGGGACGCAGUGCUACCUCUGCUGUAAUAAAGCUGGUUGCCUUGUCAUUUUAUCCUCUUUUUGUGGAGCAGUUUGUCCUUCUGUUAACUCUUAUGACACAAACCACAAAUGCUGAUGCUGUUUGACACUUUAUUACAAAGCGUCAGGUUAGGUGUUGUGUGCUUGUGAAUGCAGACGAGCAGAAAAGCAGGUGACCAAGCUCAUUUGAUCUGUGGGUUUAAAAAUGAAGUGUGCAGAAUGAGGAAGAAAGAGGAGGACAGAAAAUUAGUAGCAUAGUCAGCUUGGUUAUAGAGGAAGUUAGUCACGUUAAAUCUUAUCCAUUGCUUUCUAUCUUUCUCUUUCUGCCUCGUUACAGCACCAGCCUUGGCUCUGGGCUCGGCUGCAGGCUUGCUUUCAGGAUUGCAGGGGUUUUCUGUGCAUUCCAAGUCUGUGCUGGGAAUAUGGGCUCUGCUGCCAGUCAGAAUGGCUCAUUCAUGCUGAGCACAAUGAUCCUGUUUGAGGCACAAGUCCUUACCCACGCUGUUUGAUUGGCAAUAUAUUCAGCAUCUAUUUACUUCAUCCAUUAUGCAUUGAGUCAGAUCUGUUUGGCAUUAAUGAUUCUCUCUUGUUUACUCUCUACUUGAUGCAUAAGAAUAAACAAAACUGAGACAAACAAAGAUAUUUAACGAAUGAAGAAAUUGUUUGAGUAUAGAACAGAAAUGUGCAGAUCUAUAGAGCUGGGCACAUUUGCUCCCAAAAUAUUGGCUAACAAAGAACAAGAAGAAAACUGCUGACGUUAGCCUGUCCCACACUUCAUAGUAGAUUCUAGUAGUAGUUGGUCACAUUGUAACCUCACAACUUUAUUUCCAGAUUAAAAUUAAUCACGUCUAUUGCAUUACUGUGAGAAGCUCUGAACUGUUGCUGGCACGACCUUCCAGAAAUGCCGUGCGCUGUCGCUCACCUUCUGUACGCGGCAUCCGUACAGUCUGUCGCCUCCGGCUGCUCGGUGCGUAAGAACAACAGGCACAUUUCACUGAUUUAAUCGUCGUGAACUGAAGCCAGCAUCAGAAGAGCAAUAACAACUUAGUCGUUAGCGGCAGUUUGUGGGAAUUUCUCAUGUGGUUAUUUUUGGAUCUGGAGCUACAAUUAGGUUCAGGAAGUCGUGAGAUUUUUGCCAAAGUGUUGUAAAUAUAAAUGUUAUUAAUAGAAAUCUUUUUUAUAAAGGAGCAAUUUGCAAGGAAUUUAAACAGAGCUGCUUUAGUUGAAGAACUAGUUAAAGGACUCUGUGGCACAAACACUGAACUCACGCAAAUAGUGUACGCACUAUUGUAUAGACAUUUUUGCCUUUUUAUACCCAGGCUGAUAUGCUGCACAGAGGUUUCCUCUUUCACAAAUCUCCAGUUAAUCUGUUGGACCCUUGAGAUCCAGUUGAUUUAGGCUCAUCAUGAAGAGCUUGUCGUAAAUAAGCAUUGUUGUUCAUUUAUGAACAUACAGGUCUCCCAGGACUCGGUCAGGCAUGGUAAUCGGGCAGACAUGCUAUUGAUUGACACAUUUGGGAGCUUCUGCCACACCAGCUGUGAUCUUUCUGGGGGGUUUUUUAGACCUGCAGGUCAUGUGGAUGAAGGAGGAGAUGACAAGAAAAAUGAGAUGACUGUGAUGAGCAAGAUGCUGUGAAAAAAGGCACACAGAGGAAAAGACUGUGGCCUGUUGAUGUUAUCACAGACUGCAACAGUCAAGCUCUGCCUUAGGUCUCAGUGAUUGUAGCGUACACUGCUGUUUGGAUCUCAGCUAUGUGCUCUCAUAGCCCUCUGAUACUAACUUUAUUUUUCUUAGUAUCCCUGGUUGUGGUAGAGCUAUUUGGAUCAGUUGUGGAACUUAGUGUCUGCCAUCUGGAGUGGCAAACAUGUUUAAAUGGUCUGUUAUAGUCAUUCUUCUCCAGAGAAUGAUUAUCCCUGCAACAGCAAACAGGAAGCCUAUAGUUUCCAUCUCUUCCUGUCUCUAUGGGACGGGGGGAAGGGUCCGUAGUGUUAUUCAGCUCGAGGAUUGUAGCACAUCCAGUCACCCAGUUGGCCUGCCCUCAUUAGACAUGGGCCGGAGAGCAUGUUCACAUCAUGCUUAUCUUCACAUGCUGGAGCUUUGUAGGGUGCCUGGUGGUAAACAAAGAGGCACAGUGAUGUGCAGAUUUUAUGAGGCAAGAAGUGUGGCAUUUUGUAGCUGAAAACAAAGACUGUCACAGGUCUGUGAUCUCAGCAAAAACAGCACAGGAUACUGCUCACCAUAUAAAACAAUCUGCAUAGAUAGCAUCUAGCAGCCGAAGAGUCUGCGCUGAAAGAGAAGCUAAAAACAAGAGGGAAUCCCAGCUUACAAUCCCAGUAUUGCAAAUAGGUAACUGCUAAAGCAGUGAAUGACGAAGAUGAAACCAAGCCUGAACAUGGAUGAUGCAUUCUGCAGCUACUUUGCAGCUACUUUGUGUCAGGGGUAAAUGAAAGCCCAACAAACUGGCAUUAAAUUCAGGUACCAGAAAAACCAGCUUAUUCUUUUAAGUGUUAUAUGGACAACAAACGAUGUCAAUUUCCCACGUUUGCUCCAUGAGCUGGAGACGCGGGGUCUCAUCUGGUUGUCUUGAAUACACAAAACGCUUACAAGGCCUUUUAAUUUUCUCUCUAUUAUGCCUGCGACAGAAAGCCAUCACUCUCUGGUAAUUGUCCAUAAUGGAAGAACGAGAUUGAACAGAGACAGACGCAUCUGGUCUCUUUCACUAGCCUCUGAGUCAAGCAAGAAAAGCUCGCACACAUUUUAUCACCACCGUGAACAUACGAUUAAAGGGGUGUGACUUGGCAUGCUAAUACAUUCACGCUAUUCCAUUAUUUAUGAGUUACAUCUGAAUAGCAGUUAUCUCAAUCUAGGGCAGCCUUGCAUAUUAAGCUUAGCUCACUUUGCCUUCUUUGUGUCUUUUUGGUGGAUUUUCUUUUGAAUAAUAAUCUCUUUAUCUCAUCGUUAUAGAAUUACAUCAGCAGCAUCCUCUCUUUACACUUAUUUAUAUCAGGACUGAGACUAGGUUAAGGUUCAGCUCCGUGCAGUCAGUUUAAGGUGAAUAACAUUUUAGAGAAAUUAGCAGGGUGGAUCAAAUGUUCAUUAUAAUGUAAAAUGGGUUAAAUAAUGGGUUGUAAAACAAUUUUGCAUGAACACAGAUGACUAAAUGUGAACUGUUACAGUUGGUUAAUUUUUAUCUCUCACUUCUCCAUAUCAUAGUCACUCCUUUAUCCACCUUUCUUCACCAGUGAUUUAUUGCAUUUCUUUAACUCCUCCUUUGCUUUUUCCUGCCUUCUCACAUUCUCCUCCCUCCUCACCAGCUCUCAAAGCAUUCUAAGGGAGUCAUGAAAGUGACCGUGAAUAAAUAUCUUGUAGGGCGACCUGUCCCUCCUCCCUUCCUGCAAUUGUCUGCUUCACCAGGUGACUCUAGUUUCCAGGGAACCGGUUUGUGCAGUGAUACAGAGACUCCAAAGCUCUCACGGGUACACACACAUGAGCUUACCAGCCAAGAAGGAAACGUGUGUGUGUGUGUGUGUGAGAAGAACAGACUGUAAUUUCUCAUAAAUAUGGAUACUCCUGAAUGGAAAAGACACUAUAGGAUUGAUAACCAUUCUGUGUUUACCCGGCUGGGGAAAACACAAGUCUUUUUGGGAGGAGUGCUGGCAGAGAGGAAGGGCAAAGCUACCUGUUUCCAGUCGGAGAACACUGAAGAGCAGACCUGUGUGGCGGUGAAGAUCGAACAGUCCAUAGCUCUAGGCAGCAGCCCAGGGUCAGAACGCAGCGAAUCGCCGAGUGUGCAGGCGUGUCUGAAUCGGGUGACUGCAAGGACGACCGACAAGAGCCGGGGAGGGGUCAAUGGAAGAGUCCCUGGCGGCAGGCCUCGGCUGCAGUCUAAACCACCAGUGCCUCCAAAGCCACUGCACCUCCAAAGCCCAGUGACAGAUAUCCCAUCCCCAUUGGGCUACAUCCAGAAACCCCCACUUAUAAGCAGGAUGGAGGACGGAAGUGGAGGAGGAAAAACGGGGGCUGUCAGCCGGGAGAGACCCAGAGAGAAACCCUCCAAAGUCUUAGACCUGAUCAGCCGCUUUGAGGAGAACAGCAACACAGAAAACAAGAGAGACAGCUCACCGCUCAAACACAUCAACAAGUCUGCCAACUGCAGUCCAGCUCACCGUGCAUGUCCAAAGACGGAGACCAGCAGGAACACCUCUGCGGCGGCCACGACACAAGAUGCCAACAGGCAAGCAGCGAACGGGGUGCUAGUGCAGAUGGACAAGGACAACGAGAAGGAGAAGGAGGAUACAGAGGAGAAUCAUGAAAGUGUGAGGACAGAGACUGCUGAGCUUGUAAAUGGAGAUAUGGGGAGCUCGGAACAGAGCGAUGAUCAUUCGCCUUCACACGUGGACAGGACUGGUACAGAGACUGAGAAUGAGGAGACUGAUGCUAAGACAGAAGGCGAGCACAAGAAUGAAGAAGGGAGCACAGACCACAAGGAGACAAACGAACAGAAACUAUUUAAAAUCGCCAGCGAGCUCUUGCACACAGAGAAGGCUUACGUGGCUCGACUGAACCUGCUGGACCAGGAGUUUUGUGCUAAGCUAAUGGAGGAGGCCAAUAAGGGAACAUUCCCUGUGGACGUAGUAAAGAACAUCUUCUCCAAUAUCUCCUCCAUCCACGCCUUUCACAGCCAGUUUCUGCUUCCCGACCUGGAGAAACGGAUGGGAGAAUGGGACUCUAAACCUCGCAUUGGGGACAUCCUGCAGAAACUCACACCCUUCCUCAAAAUGUAUGCAGAAUAUGUGAAGAAUUUCGACAAAGCCAUGGAGUUGCUGAAGCAGUGGACAGACCGUUCACCUCAGUUUAAGGCUAUAAUUCAGGAGAUACAGAGUCAAGAGAUCUGUGGGUGUCUAACGCUUCAGCAUCACAUGUUGGAGCCAGUGCAGCGCGUCCCUCGAUAUGAGAUGUUGCUUAAAGACUACCUGAAGAAGCUGCCUCAGGACGACCCCGAUCGAAGAGAUGCAGAAAGAUCAUUAGAGAUUAUUGGAACAGCAGCUACUCACUCCAACAGUGCCAUAAGAAAGUCUGAAAAUCUAAAGAAACUGCUGGAAAUUUACGAGAUGCUGGGUGAAGAGGAGGACAUUGUUAAUCCUUCCAACGAGUUCAUCAAAGAGGGCCAAAUCUUGAAGCUGGCGGCCAGGAACACGUCAGCAAUGGAGCGAUACCUCUUCCUGUUCAACAAUAUGCUGUUAUACUGCGUCCCGAAAUUCAGCCUGGGAGGUCCUAAAUAUACGGUGAGGACUCGAAUCGGCAUCGAUGGGAUGAAGGUCCUGGAAACAAUCAAUGAGGACUACCCUCAUACCUUCCAAGUGUCUGGGAAGGAGAGGACACUUGAACUCCAGGCCAGCUCAGAGCAAGACAAGGCUGACUGGAUCAAGGCUUUCCAGGCGAUCAUCGAGAUCUUCCAGCAGAAAAACGAGUCAUUCAAGAAUGCACUAAAAGACAUGGACGAAGUGUCGAAAGCUGAGCUGGGAAAGCGCGCGCCGCGCUGGAUUCGUGACAACGAAGUGACAAUGUGUAUGAAGUGUAAGGAGUCUUUCAAUGCUAUUACACGUCGGAGACACCACUGCAGAGCCUGCGGCUACGUGGUGUGCUGGAAAUGCUCAGACUAUAAAGCGCCGCUUGAAUACGAUGGCAACAAAAUGAACAAAGUGUGCAAGGACUGCCACUGCAUCCUGACUGGAGAGGCGAUAGCAGAGGGCAAGAAAAAGGGCAUUCUCGAGAUUGAAGCCGGUCAGUUUGCAGACAGCAGCAUCAUGUGUGGCUUCCUGCAGCACUCUGAGAAGAGCAAAAUUUGGCAGAAGUGUUGGUGCGUCAUCCCUGAGAAGGAGAGUCUGGUGCUUUACCUCUAUGGAGCUCCACAGGAUGUAAAAGCACAAUGCACCAUACCCCUGGUGGGUUAUUCUGUGGACGACACCACCCGGCCCACAGACCCACCGGCAAGCUUCCACAUCUCCCAGUCCAAGUCCACCCACAACUUUGCUGCUGAGACCGAGGAACUUAAGCAGCGCUGGUUGAAAGUAAUUCGAGUGGCGGUGAAGGGAGAGAUACCGGAACGUCCCGAGACCAACGGCAGCGGCGUGUCGGAUAACAACAACACGGAGGAAGCCAGCACUGAUAACACAUAAGGGCUUGUUUUCUACAAACUGCUUUUGCACUUGCAAACAUGCAAACUGCAGUUGGAUUGUUCAAAUAAAAAGAUGGGAUGUGCAGAUUUAUUCUGCAUGCACAAAAUACGAACACUUGCUAUCCGUUCUGUCGUCGAAUCUUUAUCUUAAAGACAGCAUGGGAAACAAAGUGCUGGAUAAGCUGCCUCUCCUCGUGUCUCUCGUGUGUCUUUGUUAACGCCUGGAUUUUCUCCUGCAAGAUUCACUGCUAGAGCUGUGCUGGAUUACUAACAGACACUUCUGAUACAAUCAACACUAGAACAGAGGGGCCUCAGGAUAGAUCGCCUUCCCUCAAACAGGCACUAUUAAUGAAAGCGCAAAAUCACUCUCCGUGGACUUGAGCCAGUGGACUACCGCAGACUUAACAAAGUACCCUGUGAGGAUGUGAAUCACAGCAGGAAAGGUGGUCCAACUAAGUCUGCUGGUGCUGUAUUUCUCUGUACAUGUACAGUAUAAAUGUUUGUUUUUUUUCCCUAAAUGAACAGUUUUGUUUUUAUGUACAGACAUUAGUCAGACUUGGUUUCUAUUAAAUAGAAAAACCUCUAAAUGUGCUAUAAAGAAUUUACAGUAUUUCCCCUUUUCUUUGGUUGAGAUUGUUCCAAAUCUGUAACAGUGAUCAUGUGGUUGGAUAAUGAUGGUCUCGUCUCUCCUCUUAAAAGCAAAAGAAAGUUUCAACCUUUUAAUCUGAAACAAACUUACAGAUGAAGCAACAUUAACACGUAAAGAUGGAUUCUGUUAGAAGUAGAGCCCGGUGGAUGCGAUUUUUAAUCCUAUGCCAAUUUUUUAAUGGAGUGUAUAAUUCCAGUGUUGAUAUAUAAGAUGAUAUUUUUAUAUAUGUCCAGUUACAGCAGUGUUUUUUCACAAAAUAGUUACAACCUACUGUGAAGACUCCGUUCGACAUGCUCGAUGCAUUUCUAAACCUCCCCCGAGCAACGUUAUCUGCAAAUGUAAAUUUAGUUCUCAUCCUGCGGUUACGUAGCUGUGAUGGGCGAAAACACCAGUCAGUCCCAGAGUUGGCUGAAUCUGAAAUGGCAGCUUUGUACACGUCAGCGUGUUCACAGAGAGAGGAGCAGGGAUCAUCAUUAUCCACGUGUCAGGGUUUCUGUUCGGACGCAUAUGCAGCACAAUCGGUAUAGCAAGCUGGUGCAACAACUGUAAAUGUGUUUGUAAUGCUGUAAUUAAUUUUAUUAUUUAAAGUAAUUUAUAGACUACGCGAGCAUGAUCUGUUAAACCUGGGACAAAUGUUUCCGUGUGUCAGCUGAGAAGAGCAUUCGGUACAUCCCUUAUUUUAAGAUUAUUUUUUUCUUUUUCCACCACCAACCCAUGAAAUGUGUCACAGAGAUCAGUCACAGUCCACGAUGGACUGUGGUGAGGAAAUGUGCCUAUAUUUUCCACGGCGUUUCCCCCCUCCCCCCGUGCUCAAUGCUGGUGCUCACCUCUCUGAACUAUUUCCGCCCGCCCCCAGUCGCCUGUAUUCAAAUAAAAACUAAGAGCACAAAACUUCUGUCUGCUAGAUCUGAAUGUAAAAGCUAGAUUUUUAUGCGUCCUCUCGUCCCUUUCCCAAAGGUUUAAGAAUCUACGCACUUUACGGUCUUAUAAAGUGUACCUUCAAA
Haplochromis burtoni (Burton's mouthbrooder) is the source of this 9039-nucleotide messenger RNA. It is a transcript of the gene fgd4a, whose product is annotated as FYVE, RhoGEF and PH domain containing 4a. The record is from RefSeq and is a predicted model, not a curated record. Gene Ontology annotation, cellular component: cytoplasm. Bases 4769 to 7387 code for a protein of 872 amino acids. Gene Ontology annotation, molecular function: metal ion binding; guanyl-nucleotide exchange factor activity. NCBI's taxonomy places the organism in Eukaryota, Metazoa, Chordata, Actinopteri, Cichliformes, Cichlidae. Gene Ontology annotation, biological process: cytoskeleton organization; filopodium assembly. The transcript has 18 exons.